Molecule: messenger RNA, 3123 nt
Organism: Daldinia decipiens
Lineage: Eukaryota; Fungi; Ascomycota; Sordariomycetes; Xylariales; Hypoxylaceae
Product: glycoside hydrolase family 92 protein
Exons: 6
Coding region: 164-2776 (870 amino acids)
Biological process (GO): protein deglycosylation; protein quality control for misfolded or incompletely synthesized proteins; glycoprotein catabolic process
Cellular component (GO): cytosol; nucleus
Molecular function (GO): carbohydrate binding; peptide-N4-(N-acetyl-beta-glucosaminyl)asparagine amidase activity
Source: RefSeq, a predicted model, not a curated record
CCAAACGCGAUUCAGCCAAAUUCUCCUAAUUGCCAAGAUUGCGAACCAAGACCUCCAAUCCGAAGUUCUAGACGGUUGGUUACAAAGUCGCAGACGGGGUCUAUGCGAGGCAAGCCCGUUAUGAAUAUCUGGCUGGGACUGAUGAAUUUGCGUUCGAGUUCCGAUGGAUGCAUCUUCACCCCAGAGUGAUCCAAGGUCUAAGACUUGGUAUCAAUGGCUCUUGCAUCCGCGUCGUCAUAUAGAAUCGACACGUGAAUUAGACCCCGCGAGCGAAGCUCCGGCGGGUGAUUCUCGAUUCGCUAUGACGCCGUUUCUCAAGGGCCUCCCGCGGCGGCGGCGAUUCCUUAUCGUCAUACCCGUGCUGGCGUUAUUAGUCUGGGCCUUGCUCCCCACCAGGUUGAAUUCUCCGAAUACAUUCUUGCACACUUUCAGGGGCUCAUUAGGGAAAUCUAGCGAUGACGUUUUACGAUACAUAGACCCCCUCAUCGGCACCGUGAAUGGAGGUCACGUCUUCCCUGGCGCAACUCUGCCGUAUGGUAUGGCAAAGGCCGUAGCGGACUCGAGUGAUCGUGGAGAAAUCGCCGCAGGAUUUGUCUCGGACGACUCUGACAUCCAGGGCUUUUCUCACUUACACGAUUCGGGUACUGGAGGGAGCCCUUCAUUGGGAAACUUUCCUCUUUUCGUACAUCCGGGAUGUCCCGAGGAUGACUUCGCGCAGUGCAAAUAUACAUAUAUCGGUAGAAGUGUUCCGAGAAUUGACGGGUCCGCUACGGCACGCCCAGGAUACUUCGCUAUUGGCCUCAAUAAUUCGGUCCACGCGGAGAUGACGGCGACCCAACACGCCACGCUCUACAGAUUUAGCCUCCCUAAAGAUUCAGAGGUAGUGUCACAUAAGGUCAUGGUACCUACUAAUCCUCUGGUUUUGCUGGAUUUAAUGGAUCUUAGUAACUCUCGAACCGGAGGUGACAUUCAAGUAAACCCGGAAACGGGAAGAAUAACAGGAAAUGGGUCGUUUAGCCCGUCAUUUGGCAGCGGAGCGUACACUGCACAUGUCUGCGCCGAUUUCCGAGGCGCCGAUAUCCGGAAGACGGGGAUUUUCCUACAAACCAAUGUGACCGAUGAGGUUCAGGCCAUGGGACAUCUAGGAAGUAAUUUUUACAUUCCUUCUGGCUCGGCGGGGGCUUGGAUACACUUCGCGCACUCGGAUCAGAUCAUGGUUCGGGUGGGACUGUCGUUCAUAUCGGUCGAGCAAGCUUGCCACAACGCGGAGAUCGAAAUCCCAGACUUCGGCUUCGAGGACGUGGUAAAGGCUGCUAAGAAUGCCUGGAAAGAAAAGUUGUCCGUGAUCAAACCCGACUCCUCGGGUAUGAGCCACGAAUUCCUGACCACAUUUUGGUCGGGGCUCUACCGCGCACUGAUCUCGCCUCAAGAUUACACAGGUGAAAACCAGCUCUGGAAAUCCGACGAGCCGUAUUAUGACUCUUUUUAUUGCAUAUGGGACUCGUUCCGUGCACAGCACCCCCUCCUUACCAUUAUCGACCCCUCGAUCCAAACGAAGAUGGUGAGGUCGCUAAUCGACACGUACAAACACGAAGGGAAGUUACCAGAUUGCCGCAUGAGUUUUAGCAAAGGUUAUACCCAGGGAGGUUCGAAUGCCGAUGUGGUUCUCGCAGAUGCCUUUAUUAAAAACCUCACGGAGGGUAUCGACUGGAAUCUCGGCUACGAGGCAGUCGUCUCCGAUGCGGAGGUAGAGCCGAAAGAUUGGUCUACGACUGGCCGCGGUAGUCUCGUGAGCUGGCACACGCUGGGUUACGUACCAUACGACGACAACGACAAAAAUGGGACGGGACCUAUGAGUCGAGGCAUUUCACGGACGGUAGAAUACGCGUACGAUGACUUCGUGAUUGCGUUGAUGGCACGGGGGCUUGGCCACAAGAAUGACGAGACUAAGUACCUGCAGCGCAGUCGGAACUGGAAGAAUCUUUUCAACCCGGAGCAGGAGGACCGGCAUCGCGACGAAGCCGGUAAUGUGCAAAUGUCAGCGUUCAAGGGCUUUCUACAACCACGGUUCCGAAAUGGUACCUGGCGAUAUCAAAACACACGGCUUUGCAGCCCCAUAUACCAACAACAUAGUUGCUAUUUUGACACGCAGUACGAGACAUACGAGGGGAGUCCGUGGCUGUACACAUUUUAUGUACCACAAGACAUGGCCGCGCUUAUAGAAGCGUUAGGAGGACAUGAGACUUUCAUCGAGCGGCUUGACUACUUCCACUCGUCAGGUAUUAACUACAUGGGCAACGAACCCAACUUCCUAACGACGUUUCAAUUUCAUUAUGGUGGACGGCCCGGCCGCAGCAAUUACUGGCUGCACCAAUAUAUCCCAGGGCAGUUCAACAAUAGUAUCAACGGGAUCCCUGGUAACGACGACUGCGCCAUGGGAGCCUUUACAGCAUUCGCAUUUAUGGGCUUUUACCCAGUUGCCGGCCAGAAUGUGUACCUGCUUACGGCACCCAUGUUCCGGCAGCUCAGUAUCCAAACACCAUCGGGGAAGCCGGCGAUAUUGCGAAACGUUGGUGGAUUUGACGCGCCACAGUAUCGCAAUAUCUACAUUCAAAGUGCUAGCUUAGACGGGAAGCCAUAUACGCGAAAUUGGAUCACGCAUGACUUCUUCACGAAUGGAGGCACGCUAGAAUUUGUAUUAGGAUCCUCGGAGAGCGAUUGGGGAACGAGAGACGAGGAUCUGCCACCUAGUUUAUCGACGGGGAUGUUGGAUUGAUUUAAUAAAUAAAGCUGGUUGAUGAUUACUGUCGAGGUUGAGGAAUAUAGAUGGAAAGGAUUUUAAUUAAAAGGGAUACAACUUCAAAUCGUAAGACGUACUUAAAAGGUAUGGUUACCCGCAGCACCUCAGCUGUCAGUUCUUAUUUGCAGGCAAUGGAUACCAGGUAUAUACCAAUCACCGGGACAGAGCUUCAAUUGGAAUUACACAGAUAGGAUGACGAAGGAAAAGACAAAAAAAAGAACUCUCAGUCGGGGAAUUGAACCCCGGUCACAGGCGUGACAAGCCCGUAUCCUAACCACUAGACGAACUGAGACUUAGCUGUGAAUAAUACUCGAUUCACAUGA